CAAAAGCAAAAAUAUUUCCUUCCUCUCGCAGGCAAAAACCAAACAAAUAUCAACAACACCGUCAACGCGUAUAGGAAAAUUUUCAUUGUUUAAAUUUGGAUCUAUUAUAAUAAAUAAACGACGCAAUGUCUCGUGGUCCUGGUCCAAUUCCAAAUAGAUGGCUUUAUUGUCCACGUCAAUCUGAUACGCUAAUAGCCGGAAAGUUUUUAGCGUUCAAAACUCCAUUAAAAGAAGAUUUUGAAUCUCAGAUGCCAGCCGAAUGUUGUUUUACACCUGAAAUGCUCUUUCAAUUGAUGAAAACUUAUAAUGUGAAAAUUGGGCUUUGGAUAGAUUUGACUAACACAGACCGGUUCUAUGAUCGUUACGAGAUUGAACGGAACAAGUGCAAAUAUGUAAAAUUGCAGUGUCUUGGUCACGAAGAAACUCCAACGCCUCAACAAACUAAUGCGUUUAUUGAACUUGUGGACGAAUUCAAUAAAGACCAUCCUAUGGAAAUUGUUGGAGUUCACUGUACUCACGGUUUCAACCGAACGGGAUUUUUAAUUGUGUCAUAUAUAGUAGAGAAGUUAGAUUGGUCAGUAGAGGCCGGAUUAUCUGCAUUUGCUAAAGCUCGACCUCCAGGUAUCUAUAAGGCUGAUUAUAUUAAGGAGUUAUUUCGACGAUAUGAAGAUGAGAGUGAUGCUAUACAAGCACCCGCUAUUCCAGAAUGGGGCAAUCAAUGUGACGAUACACUCGAGAAUGGUUUUACUAACGAAAUCGAAAAAUCCAAAUUGAAACGUCGUUUGGAUGGUGAAAGCAGCUCAUCGAUAAAUGAUUCUAUUGGAGAAAACAAAAAGAAAAAAAUGAAAAAAGAAUUUAUUAACAAAAACGCUAAAUUUAUGGAAGGUAUUAAUGGCGUUACACUUAUACAGGACCAACCACGACUGAGUCAACUGCAGCAACUGGUACAAACUUUGUGUGGGUGGAAAUCAACAGGAUUUCCUGGUUGCCAACCUGUUUCGAUGGAUAAUACGAACCUUAAAUUGCUACAUCUUAAACCCUACAAAGUAUCAUGGAAAGCUGACGGCACAAGGUAUAUGAUGCUUAUUGUAAAAGAAAAUGAAAUUUUUUUCUUCGACCGAGACAACUCAUGUUUUGCGGUUACUGGAAUCUGUUUCCCGCAUUAUACGGAUUUGCACAAGCAUUUAACAAAUACUUUGUUAGAUGGGGAAAUGGUAAUUGAUAUAGUCGAAAACGAGCGUAAACCACGAUAUCUUGUUUACGAUAUCAUUACUUACGAAAAUGGAAAUGUUGGUAAAAAAGCUUUUGACAAAGAUCGUUUGCGAUACAUUGAAACGAGGAUUAUUGCUCCUCGAACCGAAGCAAUGAAACGAGGAUUGAUUGAUCAAAUUCGUCAACCAUUUAGCAUAAGAAAUAAGGCUUUUUGGGACGUAACACAAGCAAGAGCAUUAUUGGCGCCAAAGUUUUCCAAAACACUUGCACACGAACCGGAUGGAUUAAUAUUUCAGCCUGCCAAAGAGCCGUACGUCGCUGGAAUGUGUCCGGAAGUUCUUAAAUGGAAACCAAGUGCAUUGAAUUCUGUAGACUUUCGAUUGAAAAUAGCUGUAGAAACUGGAAUGGGAAUGGUCCACAAAAAAAUUGCGCUUUUAUUUGUAGGUGGACUGGAUAUUCCUUUUGGUCAAAUGAAACUGACAAAGGAUCUCAUUGCUUUGAACAAUAAAAUUAUUGAAUGUAAAUAUGAAGACAACAAAUGGGUUUUCAUGCGCGAACGAACAGAUAAAUCAUUUCCAAAUAGUUAUAACACAGCUAAAAGUGUUUUCAAUAGUAUUCUGUAUCCUGUAACCACGGAUAUUCUUCUCAAUUUCAUCGAUACCCAGAGGUAUAAAGAUGACCAAUCCAGAAUACACCUUCCACCCGUACUCCAUAAAUAACUGCAAGAAGUUACAUUCACAUUUUUAAUUAAGUGUCAUGGUUUAUUUUUAACAUGCGGCAUUAAUACGACCUUACGCAGUAAUAAAAAUAAACUAAUGAA
Wyeomyia smithii (pitcher-plant mosquito) is the source of this 2032-nucleotide messenger RNA. RefSeq names its product mRNA-capping enzyme (gene mRNA-cap). Bases 126 to 1931 code for a protein of 601 amino acids. Gene Ontology annotation, biological process: 7-methylguanosine mRNA capping; protein dephosphorylation. NCBI's taxonomy places the organism in Eukaryota, Metazoa, Arthropoda, Insecta, Diptera, Culicidae. The transcript has 7 exons. The record is from RefSeq and is a predicted model, not a curated record. Gene Ontology annotation, molecular function: protein tyrosine/serine/threonine phosphatase activity; mRNA guanylyltransferase activity; ATP binding.